AUGAGCCACAGUAGCCUGAUAUCUUGUAUAUCUUGGGUCCGCAGAGGCGUAACUACUCAGCACCCUGUCAAAUAUGUCCUCGACGAUAACGAGCUGAACCGUGUCAGUGCACUGGCCCGAAUCGAGCUUGAUGACGCCCGCAAAGAGCUGGAGCGCGCACACAAAGCGGCCGAGUCGAUGGGGAAGGGUGCGGAAGGUGAAGAGGCCGACGAUGUCGACGACGAGGAUGAGAGUGCUUGGGUCGACGAAGAUGAAAAUUCGAAGGACGAGGACGUUCCUAUGGAUCAGGAUGGACCUCCAACAAAAGACGGGGCGGAGGGCAAAGACGACGAUGAUCUAGCACAGUACGAUCUGGAUAACUAUGACGAAGAUGAUGCUAUACCAGCAAUGGGUCCGUUCAGCAAUAUCAAGGGUCUCACAUAUUAUAGGAAUAAUGACGAGGAUCCUUACAUCACACUAAAAGACGACCAAGAAUACGAAGAACGCGAAGAGCUCGAAGUCCUACCGAACGACAACCUCCUCGUAGCCGCAAAAACCGAAGACGAGAUCUCACAGCUUGAAAUCUAUGUUUACGAUGAAUCACAAGAAAACCUCUACGCCCACCACGACCUCAUGCUACCCAGCUUCCCGCUGUGCCUCGAAUGGCUGGACUUCCCACCCAUCACCUCACCCGCAUCCACCGCGUCCUCUGGAGCAAAACAAUUCGGCAACUACAUAGCAGUGGGUACGAUGGAGCCGGAGAUCGAGAUCUGGUCGCUGGACAUCGUCGAGGCGAUAUAUCCGGAUAUGGUGCUUGGCCGCCCGGACAAGACCGCCGCGCACGUCCCGACACCACUGGGAACAGGGAAGAAGAAGCGCAAGAAGGCGAAGCACCGCGCCGCCAGCGCUGCACACCACGUCGACGCGGUCCUUGCGCUCUCGUGGAACCACACGCACCGCAACCUCCUCGCGUCCGCGUCCGCGGACCGCACUGUGAAGCUGUGGGACCUGAGCCGCAACCCGACGAUCAGCGGCGACAGUGAGGGCGAGGGUGCGCUGCGGAGCUUUAGUGUGCACAAGGACAAGGUGCAGGCGGUGCAGUGGAAUCAGAAGGAUCCGACCGUACUGCUCACUGGAAGCUUCGACCGUACGGUGAGGACGUUUGACUCGCGUGCGCCGGAUGCAGGCGUUGGGGCAGUUGUGGGUGCUGAUGUGGAGGCGAUCCGAUGGGACCCUUGGGAAGUGCACGGGUUCUACGUAUCCCUCGAGAACGGGCUUGUCCUGAACUUUGACGCAAGGACGCUUCCCUCUGAUCUCAAUUCGCCAUCACCCUCGCGGUUCACUCUUUCCGCACACGACGGCGCUGCCUCUGCGUUGGACGUAAAUCCUCAUAUACGAGGGUGCAUCGUUACGGGCGGCACAGACAAAAUUGUCAAGAUCUGGAACGUCCACGAAGAUGCUGAUCUGGGCAAGCAGCAAGUCAGCUUGGUGACAUCGAGGGAUCUCGGCGUGGGCAAGGUCUUCUCCGCAGUGUGGUCUCCAGAUGAUCCCCUCACAGUAGCCGCCGCUGGGUCACAUGGAAAAUUGCAGGUAUGGGACGUUGGGGCUAAUGCCGGUACAAGGAAGGUGCUUGGCUCGAAGUUGGCAGAGGCGGGCAGGAUCCUCAAGGAGAAAACUGGAGGCGGCGUCGUCGGCGUUGCGAGCGACGACGAGGACAGUAGCGGAGGCGAGGACGACGACGAGUGA
Sparassis crispa is the source of this 1725-nucleotide messenger RNA. RefSeq lists its product as uncharacterized. Gene Ontology annotation, molecular function: protein binding. Gene Ontology annotation, cellular component: nucleus. Gene Ontology annotation, biological process: rRNA processing. The transcript has 7 exons. Lineage: Eukaryota; Fungi; Basidiomycota; Agaricomycetes; Polyporales; Sparassidaceae. The record is from RefSeq and is a predicted model, not a curated record. The coding region runs from base 1 to 1725 and encodes 574 amino acids.